AGCCCUGGUUACCCUAGCAACCCCGGCCAGGGAAAGCACGUCAUUGGUCGGAACUCCUCCGGCCUCUGCAGAGCAGCCUGGAGUGGCCCAGUUUGAAGAGCCGAGGAGCUGCUUUUGUAACGGGGAUAACCAUCGCCGCCGAGGAGAAUUCCCUGUUCUUCCGCGGGGGCAUUAAGACCGCAGACGCAGGGACGCUCUGGGAGGGCAGCUGGUCGAGGCCGGCCAAUCAGAGACACCCACAGAAAUGACGUCACGGCGAGAGCCUUGAGAGGUCCCGGGAGGGAAAGCUGGUGUUCGGGGCGGCGGGCCUGGCCAGGGAGCGGAGGAAGCCGGCCGGCCGCAGCCCGUGUGCGCCGUCUGAGCCGGCACUCAUUCUCCGAUGACGACCGAGUGUCCCGAGGACGUCCCCGGCGGCGGCAGGCAGCCGCAGGCCGGAAGGGAAGAAGCGCGCGUUUCGGGAUCGGAGCGGCGGCUGAAGGAGAAGGAGAGCUUCUUCCGCCUUCUGGAAGCUGUUGUCCCCGUGGGAGUCCCAGGGGGACCUCAGCCUGCCUCAAUCCCUGCAGCCAGCCUCCUGCCCAGGAAGAAGAGACAGAGAGCUCUCCCCCUGGUGGAUCCCUGCCCCUCCAUGCCCAGCUCAGCCUGUAGAGGAGCCAGAGGGAUGGCCCCUGGGAGCCCCAGCCCCCCUGCCCAGAAGUUGGUGACAUUCCAGGAUGUGGCUGUGGACUUCACCCAGGAGGAAUGGCACCUCUUGGACCAUUCUCAGAAAGAGCUGUAUAUGGCGGUCAUGCUGGAGAAUGCCCAAAACUUUUUCUUCCUGGGACUUCUAUUUCCCAGAGAAUCCAAUAUCUCCUGUUUUCAGCCAGGGGAAGCCCCAUGGAUGCAAGAGUCAGAGGGCCCAAGAAACUCCUGUCCAGAGAUCAAGUUUAAAGUGAAGGAGAUGGGUACAAAGUUGAGCAUUUUUGCAGAAGAAUCUCACCAUGAAAAAUCCAUAGGUCAUGCUUCCUGUGACUUCAGUUUGAGAGAAAAAUGUGACUCUGAUAUCAAGGCAGAGAGAUAUCCAAAGAGUUAUUAUGAAUUUGAUGAAGAUGGAAAGAGUGUCAGGCAAUAUUCAUUUCUGAUUCAGUGUAAGAAAAUGACUCCAGGGAAGGACUGCUCUCAGCAUGGUAAAUAUAGAGAAUCUUCUAAUGAACAGGUAGAGCAGCUAAUUAAGUCCCAUGAGAAACCUCCCCAAGUAGAAGCCUAUCAAUGUACUCACUAUGAGAUGGUGUUCAGACCCAGUUCAGAGCUCAUUCAGCAUCAGAAAAGUCAUAGUGGAAGAAUGCUUUGUAUACAUAAUGAAAACAGGAAGAUGACCCCAAAGCCAAAGCUCGUUGAUCUACAGAUACUUCAUACCAAAAAAGAAGCUUCUGAAUGUAAUGAGUGUGGAACAACCUACUCUGAUCCCUCAUCUCUUACUGAUCAGCUUCAGUUUCAUAGUGCAAAGAAACCAUCUGCAUGUAAUCAGAGUAGGAAUCCAUUUGAUUGGAAGUCAGACCUUCUUAAACAUCCAGAGGUAUGUACUAGUAAUGAUCCUUAUAAAUGUAAUGAAUGUGGAAUGACCUUUAGCUACAUGUCACAUCUUAUGGACCAUCAGAGAACCCACAAUGGAGAGAAACUUUAUGAGUGUAAUCAGUGUGGAAAGGCUUUUAAAAUCAGCUCCAGUCUUAAGAAACAUCAGAGAAUCCACACUGGAGAAAAACCUUUUGAAUGUUAUCAAUGUGGAAAGACUUUGAGAAGCAUCCUAAGUCUUAGGUAUCAUGAGAAAAUUCAUACAGGGGAGAAACCUUAUGAAUGUCAACAAUGUGGAAAGACUUUCAGAAGCAGCUCCAAUCUUAGUGUUCAUCAGAGAAUCCAUAUUGGAGAGAAACUUUAUCAGUGUGAUCAAUGUGGAAAGGCUUUCAGAAUCAGCUCCAGUCUUAAGAAACAUCAGAGAAUCCACACUGGAGAGAAACCCUAUGAGUGUAAUCAAUGUGGAAAGGCUUUUACACGAAAAACUAGUCUUACUUAUCAUGAAAGAAGCCAUACUGGAGAGAAACCAUAUGAAUGUAAUCAAUGUGGAAAGACUUUCAGAAGCAGUUCAAAUCUUAGUGAUCAUCAGAGAAUUCACAUUAGAGAAAAACCUUAUGAUUGUCAUCAAUGUGGAAAGGCUUUCAGAAGCAGAUUCAGUCUUAGGAAACAUCAGAGAAUCCACACUGAAGAGAAACCUUUUGAAUGUAAUCAAUGUGGGAAGGCUUUGAGAAGCAUCCUAAGUCUUAGGUAUCAUGAGAAAAUUCAUACAGGAGAGAAGCCUUAUGAAUGUCAUCAAUGUGGAAAGGGUUUCACACAGAAGAAUGAUCUUGCUGUACAUCAGAGAAUCCACACUGGAGAGAAACCUUAUGAAUGUCAUCAAUGUGGAAAGACUUUCAGAUCCAAUUCAGAUCUUGCUAGACAUCAGAGAAUCCACACAGGAAGGAAACUUUAUGAGUGUAAUCAAUGUGGAAAGACUUUAACAAGCAGAUCCAGUCUCAUUAACCAUCAGAGAAUCCACACUGGAGAAGAACCUUAUGAAUGUCAUCAAUGUGGGAAGGCUUUUAAAAGCAGUUGUAGUCUUAAGUAUCAUGAGAAAAUGCAUACAGGAGAGAAACCUUAUAAAUGUAAUCAAUGUGGAAAGGCUUUCAGAAUUAGCUCCAUUCUUAGGAAUCAUCAGGGAAUCCACACUGGUGAGAAACCUUAUGGAUGUAAUCAGUGUGGAAAAGCUUUUAGAAGUCGCUACCUUCUUAGUCAUCAUCAGAGAAUCCACACUGGAGAGAAUCCUUAUGAAUGUAAUCAAUGUGGAAAGGCUUUCAGAAGUAUCCCCAGUCUUAGGUAUCACGAGAAAAUUCAUACAGGAGAGAAACCUUAUGAAUGUAAUCAAUGUGGAAAGGCUUUCAGAAGCAGCACUAGUCUUAAAUAUCAUGAGAAAAUUCAUACAGGAGAAAAGCCUUAUGAAUGUAAUCAAUGUGGAAAGGCUUUCACAGAAUCCAGACAUCUUAUUCAACAUCAGAGAAUCCAUACUGGAGAGAAUCCUUAUGAAUGUAAUCAAUGUGGAAAGGCUUUCAAAAGCAUCCCCAGUCUUAGGUGUCAUGAGAAAAUUCAUACAGGAGAGAAGCCUUAUGAGUGUAAUCAAUGUGGAAAGACUUUCACAUGGAAACAUGUUUUUGCUGUACAUCUGAGAAUCCAUACUGGAGAGAAGCCUUAUGAAUGUCAUCUAUGUGGAAAGACUUUCAGAAGCAGAUCCAGUCUUACUCAACAUCAGAAAAUUCACACAGGAGAGAAACCUUAUGAAUGUAAUCAGUGUGGAAAGGCUUUUAGAAAGAGCUGCCAUCUUAGUAAUCAUCAGAGAAUCCACACUGGAGAGAAUCCUUAUGAAUGCAAUCAGUGUGGAAAGGCUUUCAGAAGUAUCCCCAGUCUUAGGUAUCAUGAGAAAAUUCAUUCAGGAGAGAAGCCUUAUGAAUGUAAUCAGUUUUGAAAGGCUUUUACAGAAUCUAUACAUCUUAUUCAUCAUCUAAGAAUCCACACUGGAGAAAAAUCAAAUCAUGAUUAUGGAAAGGGUUUCACACAAAAAUCCAAUCUCAGAUUCCAUCAGGGAAUCCCCAUUGGAGAGAAAUUUGUUACACUCCAGUGUGACUUUUAAAAAUGACUUGACUCUUGGUAAGUUCCCAUGCAUCAACCCAUUUGAAAUCUCUCCAAUUAAAAAAAAAUGAGAAUCGACCUGUUUGUACAAAAAUAUAGCUGCACUUUUUGUGGUGGCAAAAAAUUGGAAAAUAUAAGGAUGUCCCUUGAUUGGCACAUAGCUAAACAAAUUAUGGUAUACUGUGGUUCUGGAAUACUAUUGUGCCAUAAGGAAUGAUAAACUGGAUGAGUUUUUUUAAGAACUGGAAAACCUAGGUGGCUCAGUGGGUUGAAAUCCAGACCUAAACACAGGAGGUCCUAGGUUCUAAUCUGGCCUCAGAUUCUUCCUAGCUGUGUGGCCCUGGGCAAGUCACCUAAUUCUCAUUGCCUACCCCUUACUGUUCUUCUGUCUUAGAACAAAUAUCCAGUAUUGGUUCUAAGACAGAAAGUAAGGGUUAAAAAAAAUGCUUAAAAACAAACCAAAAUAGAAAGACCUAAGUGAACUGAUGCGUAGUGAAAUAAGCAGAACCAGGAGGACAUUAUACACAAUAACUGAAACCUUGUGAAAUGAUCGAAUGUAAUUAAUUUUAUUACCAAUAGCAAUGCUAUGAUCCAUGACAAUUCUGAAGGAUUCAUAGAAAGAAUGCUAUAUACAUUUAGAGAAAGAACUGUUGGAGUAGAUGUGCAGAAGAAAACAUGAGUUAUCACUUCUUUAUUUGGGUAUAUAUUUGGGGUUUUGGUUUUAAAAGAUUAUUUUAUUGCAAAAAUGAAUAAUACGGAAAUAGGUUUUGAGUAAUAAUAUAUGUAUAACCCAGUGGAAUUGUUUAUCAACUCCAGGAGAGGGGAGAUAGACAAUGUGAAUCAAGUAGCUGGGGAAAACAUUAAAAUUUUUUAAAAAUCCCUUUGUUCCUCAUGAAAACUGUUUCUAAGUAACAACUAACUAGUAUUUAUGUUAACCCCCUAAUAUCUGCCAGUCCUUGUGCUAAUUGCUGGAGGUAAAAAUACAUAGUUCCUACCCUUUUGUAUCUUCACAGGUUAUUCUGGAGAAUUUUCCAUCCUUCUUGGACUGAUUUUUCCCCGUAGAAUAUUUGUCCAUGGAAUUGUAGUUAGCCUUUAUCUGAACCCUUUGAAAUUUGCUCUCCCUCAAUACAGUCCAUCUGUCAGCGUAGAUGGGACUUUCUUAUCACUAGACUAUAAUAUGGAAUGGUGUAUCUCCAUUUCCAUUUCCUGUCACUCACAGACUAAUAUGAUAAUCCCUAGAUUCAAAAAUUUAAUAUUAAGAAGGGACUUUUAGAGAGUGUCUUGUUCAACCUUCAGAAUAUAGAGGAGAGACAACAGGUUCUGUUGAAUGGUUGAGUGAUUUGCGUAUGAUGCAGAUUAAGCGAUUUGGGGAUCAUUAUUAGACACCCACCAGGAAUAUCCAAGUUGUCAGAGUGAGCUCUUAAGGCUUUGAACAGUGGAUUCAUUUACCAGCAGGUGAAUCUGGCCUUGCCUUUUCUCCACAUUCUGGUACAAUGACUGGUGCAGUUUUACCAGGACACACCUGCUGGGAGCCAUCAAAUCCACGAUGUCUGACACAGUCACAGGUGGAAUCCAGGGGAUUGCAAAGCAGCCCCCAGGAAGGAUGGAAACUAUAAUAUGGAGUGGUGAUAUCUUCAUUUCCAUUCCCUGUGGCACACAAGCUAAUAUGAUAAUCUCUGGAUCCAAAAAUUAAGUAUCAAGGAGGGAUUUUUAAAAGAGUAUCUUGUUCAACCUUCACAUUUUUGAGGAGAGAGAACUGAGGUUCUGAUGAAAGGUUGAGUGGUUUGCAUACAAUGCAGAUCAAGUGGUUUUGUGAUCACUUGUUUGUCAAUUUGUCAAAGUGAGCUCUUAAGGCUUUGAAUAGUGGAUUCAUUCACCAGCAGGUGAAUCUGGCCAUGCCCUUUAUCCACAUUCUGGUACAAUGACUGGUAUAGUGUUACCAGGACACACCCAAAUGACCAUGGGGACUGUUCCAGCCAGCACCACAUCCUUUACAUGGGCAAAGCAUUUCAUUUAGGUCCUUUCUUGCAAUAUGGAGUCUAUUACUCUUCCCCUUAUUUCAAUCAGGAGAAUUAAGAGUGUGUUUGUUUCACGAAGUCCUGCUCAUGGGGGAAGAAAAGAGCUCUUUGGAUAGUGACGGAGUCUCAGGAUUGCUGUCUAGUCCAGGGGGUGGAAGGAGGAGGAGGAAGAUGGGAAGAGGGACUAGAAAGAUCAGUGCCACUCAGCACUGAUCUUCAUAAAAUCAUAGACACAGACAUUAAUGCUACGCUAGAAGAGACUUCAGAACAUGUCCCACAUUUCCCCAUGAAACCAAAAUUUAUUUUCAAGUAUAUCUCAAAAUUAUGCACUGAUUAUCUAAGGAAUAGCCUAUGAAAGUAAUUACUUUGCUGAACGUCAGUCUCCUCAUCAAUGGGUUUGGAAUAGUGGAAGAAACACUGGUUUAGAUAACAAGAUACUCAGAAGUAUUAGACUAGUCCCCAAAAAGAGGGGAGGAGAGUUUACCCAAAGUCCUAAGCUGGAAGUCAGAGGCCACUUACAGACACAUUUCUUCCAUUUUAGAGUUUUGGACAAAUUGCCUGCCUUUUCUCAGCCUCUAUUUCUUCUAUGAAAAAUAAGAGAGUCUUAGUCACCUCUAAUGGUUCCAGAAGCACUAAGUAUCCUAUGCUGUUCUGCUAUCCUAUGCCCUUGGAUCUCAUCCCACAAUCAAGGCAGGCAUCUGGAUGGGAUGCCUUGGGUAGGGUUGCUGAACCAAGGGAGCACAGGCUAGAGAAGGAGGAGCUAGGCAGCCCCAAGACUUCGUUGUCUAAGCUCCCAAAUAGGGGCUGAAGAUAUUGGCCAAUAAGCAUUGACUAUGUGCUAGUUUGAUACGUGGGGGAGAAAAUGAGGGCAACUAUUUUUGACCAGAAGAUAAGAAGUGAAGGUGAAGAAAAAUUGGUUUGCAGGGGUUCUUGGGGCAAGAGAAAGGUUUUUUUCAGGCUUGCAAGAUUGAAGAGUAGCUUCAACAUGGUAGAAAGGUCUUACAUGGCCUGACCCAGUAGAACUUACAUCCAGCUGAGACCCUAAACAGAUAGCAGGUUCCUAAACAUUCACCAGAUGACCAAAGUCUUGAAGAUUCAGAGGGCUCCUGAGAGUGGGAGGCAACUGCUUGCUCCAACUAUAGGCAAUAUUCUGGGACUUCUCUUCCCCUCAAUCCUCAUUAACAACAUACAAGAUGAUGUUCUCCCCAAAGCUGUGACCCUGAAACUGAUAAGUUUUAGGACUCGCCAGUACUGGUCAUUGGUGUUUUCUCUUGGUGAUAGCCAGUCUCAGCUAAUAGCAUGUGUGAAGGCUGAGUUAAAUCAACAUGGAUAUUGUAGUAUUUAAUCCUUCAUAGAAUCAAUGUGGCUUCUCACUUAGAUCUAUUAAUAUAAAUUAGGAAAUCUGCUGUAAGAAUAGUUUAGGUAGAAAACACAAGUUUAAUUAUCCUUUUCUGAUGGGGGGGGGCUCCCUUCAUAGCCCCUGGGGCCACAACAACUCUUGCUUUUCUCUUUACUAAGGAGAAUGGAAAUCCUUUGCUAUGCCAGCCUCUGGGAAUCCUAAAAUUCCAUCUUCUUAGGAAGAUGUCAGAACUCCCUUUCUAAAACAUGAAAUGAUAGGCACAGGAUCUUGCCUAGUCCAGCAUUACAGUUUGCUAUGGACACAGCUUAGUAUGGAGCCUGCUCUAGAAUUCCACUCGGGCUCUGGGACUAUUCUGGGGAGUCGCCUGCCCACUGAUUUAGUUAAGUUGCUAGUUUUGCAUUAAGUCAGUGUCCUCAGAAGUUGUGUUUAGUACUCCCAGGCCCAUCUCAGUUCUCGGGGAAUACAUUCCAGUUUAGUUAUCUGGAGGGAUGGUCAUUCCCUGCCAUCCUUUACAUUUCUUUCUUCCAUUUCCACGUUUAUUCAAAUAGCCAACACUCGCCUCAUCUAUUCGCAGUGUCAUUAUUUCCACCUCUGUCUAACACUUCUAACCCAUCCUGGCUAUAACCUCUAUGCCCUUUGCUCUCCUAGGCUUUUAUUCCUCCACUAGCCACAUUCUCCCCUCCCUGUCUUGGCUCCUUAGUGCAUGAUCCUAUUCAUCUCUACCCUGCCCUCAUUUGGGUGCUUGGCCCCCUUAACACAGCUCCAGUUGUUCCUUGAAAAGUUUCAGUGUUGGAAUCUGUUACAAUAGAAUUUAUGACCAUAUGGGUAAACUGAGGGAGGCUUCACCAAGGAAAGUUAUGGGGAUACAAUCCACCAAUAACAGGUCUCUGCUUUUGGAGUAGCCAAAAGACCCUCAACUGGGACUGUGAUACACUUUUUCGGGGUAGAAGCUAAUGGAAUUUACAGUGUAUAUUGAAAACAUGAUACAAUUGGUCAUUUUAAUUUUAUGAUAUUAAUAAUGAAGCAUAAUUUGCCAUAGGUAGCACUUAACAUAAUUCAUAUCAGAUUCAUAAUUGGUUACACAUCUUUGGAAUUCAGCAAAUGUCCUCAGUACUAGUAAAAACAAUUCUGAAAUAUUCAUCUCUUUUUUUAAUGCAUCAAUCUAUAUGGUUUUUUUUUUUAGAAUAUUUUUCCAUGGUUACAUGAUUCAUGAUCCUCCUCCCACUUUCUCCUCCCCCUUCCCAAAGCCAACAACCUGAUCCACUGAGUUAUACAUGUAUCAUUGUUCAAAAUCUAUUCCCAUGUUAUUCAUAUUUGCAGUAGAGUGAACUUUUAGGAUCAAAACCCUAAUCGCAUCCCUAUCACACUACAUGACUGAUCUUAUAUUUUUAUAACGCUGAAAUACUCAUUUCAGACAGAAAAUAACGACAUUAAAAAGGACUAGAUUUUCAUAUAUGCUUAUUUAAUUCAGAUCAAGUUUUACAUGAACUUAAAGAGGGAUGAAAAUAUUGAAAAGUAAUAGAAAAUCAAUCAUUUCACAAGUUUAGGUGUUCAGAAGUUUAUGUAAUAGUCAAAUGAUUUGGAUUUUUAUAACCAAAAUUGAAACCAACAAAACAAAAUUCACAAAUACUUUUCACGUAUUUCUAAAUAUCCAAUGAAAUGAUUUGAAGUAUAAUCUUAGACUGAAAGGAAACAAAACCAAAAGCCUGGAGGAAUAAUGGAAUUUCUAAAAAUUGAGAAUUACCUAAAAUGCCAAGGUAAUAUAUAAACAAACCUUUAUGCUGCUCAAGGAGUUUUAUUCAGUUCCUAUAACAAACUGCUACAUGGCACUGGUUGUAAAGCAUUUGCUUCAUUGUCAGGGACUUGGAUGGAAGAAAAGGUUCCAUUCAUUCCUAAAGUAGCAGAGAAAGGUUAACUUCUACUAUUAUACUUCUUUUACAAAUAAGUUGGCCGCUACACUUUUUGUGGUGGCAAAAAAUUGGAAACUGAGAUGUCCCUCAAUCGAGGAUUGCUGAUCAAAUUAUGGCAUAUGAUGGCGAUGGAAUACUAUUGUGCUAUAUGAAAGGAUGCACCUUGAAAUAAGUAGAACCAGAAGAAUAUUAUACAUAGUAACUGAAACAUUAUGGGAUGAUCAAAUGAAAUAGCCUUUGCUUCUAACAGCAAUGCAGUGAUGUAGGACAAUUAUGGAAGACUUAUGAAAAGAAUGCUAUCCACAUCUUGAGAUAAAACUGUUGGAGUAUAAAUGCAGAAGAAAACAUGAUUUGUCACUUGUUUAUUUGGGUAUAUGAUUGGGGUUUGGGUUUGAAAAGACUUACAAAAAUGAACAAUAUGGAAAGUGGUUUUGAGUGAUAAUACAUGUAUAACCUAGUGGAAUUGCUUGUCAACUCUGGGACUGGGGAGGAAAGAAGGGAGGGGAACAAUAUGAAUCACGUAACCUUGGAAAACUUACAUGCAGAUUUGUUACUGGAAUAAAAUUAAGAAAACAGAAAUAAUAAAAAUAAGUUGACAGAAUUGGGCAUGUCUUCAGAAAAACCAUUUUUCUCUGUACUUUAUUAUCAUCCUGAAGAACCAUGCAGUUCCAACAAUCCCAGGGCAUAUUGCAUAAGGUAGGACAAGGAGCAGGUUCCAUAUUUUUGUUCUGGCUAAUAUAGGCAAGGUAAAGUAAAUCUGAGUCUUUUUCAAUGGCUGCAACAUUUCAUAUGCUUAGAGUUGUAUAAAACUAGUGCCACUGGUCUGUAUGUUUAUGUACAUCCAUGUUCCCAAUAAAGCCCUCUCAUCUGCUUCAAAA
Messenger RNA from Monodelphis domestica (gray short-tailed opossum), 9856 nucleotides. RefSeq lists its product as uncharacterized. The record is from RefSeq and is a predicted model, not a curated record. NCBI's taxonomy places the organism in Eukaryota, Metazoa, Chordata, Mammalia, Didelphimorphia, Didelphidae. Gene Ontology annotation, biological process: regulation of DNA-templated transcription.